Molecule: messenger RNA, 1547 nt
Organism: Daphnia magna
Lineage: Eukaryota; Metazoa; Arthropoda; Branchiopoda; Diplostraca; Daphniidae
Product: UDP-glycosyltransferase UGT5
Molecular function (GO): UDP-glycosyltransferase activity
Source: RefSeq, a predicted model, not a curated record
AUGAAGUUGUAUUUAAUGUAUAUCAUACCGUUUCUUGCGCAAUGGGUACUGUUGGGCCAUUGUGCGCGAAUUCUUAUGCUGUCUCCGAUGGGGACGAGGAGUCAUAUGUAUUCAUUUAUGCCAAUUAUGGAAGUUUUAGCCAAAAGAGGUCAUCACAUAACUGUAGUGACGCCCCACGAGCCGAAGACGGAAACGCCUAAUAUCCAAAAAAUCGUUCUAAGUGAAAUAGUGGAACAUCUAGAAGGAGGAUGGCAAACAUUCGAGCGUGAAAAUACUCUUUCUGCAUUGUUAAAUUUUCAAGAAGAAACGAGAAUUCUUCAAACGAUUGGUUAUCAAAUCCUGAUGAAAAACAAGGAGAUCCAAGAAAUCCUCAAAACUAAGGACGUUGAUCUCGUGAUAGUUGAUGCAAUCAUGAAUGAGUUUACCUUUCCGCUGAUUGAGCAUCUCGGUGUGGCUUUUAUCUUCCACAGUGCAGCUACAGGCCCACCAUGGAGUUUGGCGGCUUUUAACGUUCCACGCGAGUACGCAAGUGUUCCAACAUUGGCUUCCGGAUUCAAGAGUGACAUGUCUCUAGUAGAAAGGAUGUUGAAUAUGAUCAUUGAUGAAUUGUUUCUAAGCCUUCGCCAACAAAUUACCCUUCCAAUGUUGGAUGACCUCGUCCGGUCAGACUUUCCCAACGCUAUGCCUAUCGCGGAAAUUGAAAGAAAGGCACAACUCUGUUUGGCCAGUUAUCACCUGGCUACCGCAUGGCCUCGUCCGCUUCCACCGACGUUCAUUCCGAUCGGGGCGCUCCACGUUCGACCUGCAAAAGCACUGCCAAAGGGUUUACAGAACUUUGCCGACGGAGCUGAACAUGGCUUCAUAGUAUUUACCUUAGGUUCCAAUGCACUGGUAUCUUCCAUGCCAGAACAUGUAAAGAAAGUCUUUACUCAAGUUUUUGCGCGUCUUCCUCAACGCGUUUUCUGGAAAUGGGAAACAGGCAUUUCGGAUGCAAAGGAAAUUUCCGAUAACGUCAAAAUGGUUGACUGGUUACCGCAACAAGAUCUUCUUGGUCAUCCGAAUGCUCGGCUUUUCAUUUCACAUGGCGGGUUACUUGGAACUCAAGAAGCGAUAUAUCAUGGCGUACCAAUUCUCGGUUUGCCCUUAGGAAGAGAUCAAUGGAGUAAUCUAGCAAGGGCGGAAGAAGAAGGCUUUGGUAUCAAACUGGAAUGGAAAGAUUUAACCGAUUCAUUGCUGUACGACACUAUUCAAACAAUCCUCAACGAACCCGGUUACCAGGGUAAUGCCAGUCGUUUGUCCGAGCUAAUGCAAGAUGAGCUAGUUCCCCCUGGAGAAGUUGCAGCUUACUGGGUGGAACAUAUCCUUAAACAUGGAAAUAAACACCUUCAGUCGAAUGCCAAAGAUAUGCCUUUCUAUAAGCUCUACCUCCUGGAUGUUUGGUUACUUCUAACGGCCAUUCUCAUCUUUCCGCUAUGGAUCAUCUACAAAAUUAUAGUUUGCAUUUUCGGAAUGUUCAGACGAACGAAAAUAAAAAUCCAGUAGAUGAU